Callorhinchus milii (elephant shark) is the source of this 1415-nucleotide messenger RNA. RefSeq names its product nucleophosmin 1 (gene npm1). Gene Ontology annotation, cellular component: nucleoplasm; centrosome; cytoplasm. Gene Ontology annotation, molecular function: chromatin binding; RNA binding; histone binding. Lineage: Eukaryota; Metazoa; Chordata; Chondrichthyes; Chimaeriformes; Callorhinchidae. The record is from RefSeq and is marked provisional. Gene Ontology annotation, biological process: ribosomal small subunit biogenesis; ribosomal large subunit export from nucleus; ribosomal small subunit export from nucleus.
AGUCAGCGGCUGGAAUCCGAGAGAGAUGGAGGACAUGAGCGCAGUGGAGAGUAUGGAGGCCCUGCGGCCUCAGAGCUUCCUUUUCGGCUGCGAACUGAAGGAGAAGAAGGACUACACGUUGGAUGUGGGCGGUGAUGACAACGAGCAUCAGCUUUCUCUCAGAACAGUCAGCCUUGGUGUUGGUGCAAGUGAUGGUUUGCAUCUUGUAGAAGCAGAAGCCUUGGAUUAUGAAGGAACUCCGACCAAGGUUGUGUUGGCAGCAUUGAAGAUGUCUGUACAGCCCACAGUUAGUUUGGGGGGAUUUGAAAUUACACCUCCAGUAACUUUCAGACUGAAGUCUGGCACAGGUCCAGUUUAUAUCAGUGGGCAGCACCUGAUUGCAUUGGAUGAGGACUUGUCUUCUGAUGAAGAAGAGGAUGACAGCAUGUUGGAAAACUCUUCACAGAAACAGGGAGUGAAACGGCCACCACCUCUUCAAGGAUCCAAAACAAUGCAGAAAAAAAUGAAGAUGGAGGUGGAAGAGGAGGACGACGAUGAGGAAGAUGAUGAUGAGGAUGAUGAUGACGACGAUGAGGACAUUGAUGACGAUGAGGAAGAGGAGGAAGAAAAGACUCCUGCAAAAAAGCCUGUGCAGAAACCACCAGCAAAGGGCACUCCAGGGAUGAAAGCAACUCCAAAUCAGAAUGGGAAAGCUUCAAAUAAGUCCACACCUGCACAGAACAAACCUGCAAAGGCCCCAGGUUUAAACAAGAGACACCAGACCCCCAAAACACCCAAAGCAGUGCUAUCUGUUGAGGAAAUCAAAGCGAAACUGAAGUCUUCAGUAGAGAAGGGGUCUGGCCUACCCAAGAUGGAACAGAAAUUUACCAAUUUCAUUAAGCAUGGUUUCAGGGUAGAGGAUCCCAAGGUGGUCAGUGAUCUAUGGACCUGGAGGCAAUCAAUGAAAGAUUCAAAAUAAGUACGUUAAGAAGCAAGUUUGUCAUCCAACUGCUUUUCUGUAAGAUUGAAGAUCCUCUCCCACGACUGGAAUCUUAAUUGGAACCCUUUCAAUGUUUCUGGUGAACUCAAUGAAUUAGUAAGGCUAGUUGCAUGCCUACAAAGGUGUGAAUUCUGUGAAGACCAUGCCAAUAAUGUUUAUUUACUUUUAAAACAAUGCAGUGGGCGUGCACGUACAUUCGUCCAGAGGAGGUGUGGAUUUAUUCACAUUGUGUUGAGUAGUUUGGUCUAGAUUUCCUCAGUCCAUCUUAUUUUUCUUUGCACGGUUUUAAAAAUUCUUGACUAAUGUUAUUCCACUCGUGUGUUACAAUAACUUGUGGAGACGGUUUAAGUGAAGGCGUUGUCUCUAUUUUGAUACAAAUAAACGUUCAUACAAAAUCUUUGUGGGUAUCCUAGAAUAAAAUGCAUUCUUCUCCGUU